Podospora bellae-mahoneyi is the source of this 3660-nucleotide messenger RNA. RefSeq lists its product as uncharacterized. Lineage: Eukaryota; Fungi; Ascomycota; Sordariomycetes; Sordariales; Podosporaceae. Gene Ontology annotation, cellular component: NuA4 histone acetyltransferase complex. The coding region runs from base 1 to 3660 and encodes 1219 amino acids. Gene Ontology annotation, molecular function: protein binding. The transcript has a single exon. The record is from RefSeq and is a predicted model, not a curated record.
AUGAAUACUCCGGCGAACCCGACGACAUUCCCAGUAUCGUCCUUCACAUCGCUCGAGCUCGUGUUCCUCUUUCGAGGUGUCAACAAGUUUGGCAUCGACCCCGCUGCCUUUCCACAGAUCUCCAAUGUUCUGCGGGACAACAGCGGCCUCAAGAGGCAGCCGACCUUCGAUGCCCAAAGGUUGAGCCCCGAGGCUCUGCAGAAGGUCUUUCUGUAUCUUGUUGGUCAAGAGAUCCGGGCCGAUCAUGUCGGCAGCAUGCCUGGGCCAGAUGGCCCUCUCUCUCCUGCCUCCAAGAAGAGAAGGCUUGAUACUCUUACGCUACCGAGCUGGAAGGAUGUUCACCAGCACAUCGAUAAGGUGCAGCAAGCCUACGACAAGGUGUUCGACUCCUACAUCGAGAGCGCUGUUCAAGAGAUCGAUCAUCUGGAGGAAGCAUACAGGAAGACAGAGGCAGAGCUAGAGCAGCUCCAACUGGCCGAAUCACAAGCUAGCGAGGAGGCCAAACAGCAAAAGGAAGAGGUCAUCGAGGAUAAAGGGGUACAAGUGAAUGGAGUUGGUGAUAUCAAACCGAAGACAGGCCCGGCGAUCGUCAAUGGCAUCCAUCCGUCUCCAAAGGCCUCGCCCAAACCAUCACCACAGCUACCGCCGUCUCAGUUACCGCAGUCUCAGCUACCACACCACGCGCAAUCCCAGCCCCGGCAACACCUUCAACAACAUCCCCAGCAACAGCAUCAACAACAGAAUUUGCAGCAGUCUAUGCAACAGCCUUUACAGCGGCCACAGCAGCUGACGCCACAGCCCCAUGUGCCUCAAGUGUCUCAGCCAUCGCAACCGCCGCAACCCCCUCAACCACCGCAGUUACCCCAGCUGCAACAGCUGCAGCUACCACUGCAAUCACCACAGACACUGCAUCAAGCACAGCCGCCACAGCAUGGCCAUGUACCACAGCAAACACAUGUGCAGCAAGGGCAGCUGCCACAGCAAGCACAGCAAGCACAGCAAGGUCUCCAACAAGGGCAACGGCUACCGGGACAGGGACAGCCCUCACAGCAGCUGCAUCAAGGACAGCCAGCUCAACAUAUGGUUCAAGGACAACCGCCACAGCAAGUCCAGCCAUUGCAGCAACCAAACCCAUUGCCACACGUCCAGCAGUCACAGCAAUCGCAGCAACCACAACCACCGUUGCGGCCACUGCAGCCUCUGCUCCCACAUCUUGCACCCCGUCAAGAUGCCAGAAACGGACUUGGCUCUCCACAUUCCCAGCAUGCUUCUCUCGAUAAAGCAGGUCCGGCCCCUCGUCCUCCCACCUUGAAUCACCCGCCCACCACUCGUUCACCACAGCUUGGCCAUCCCGACGUCUCAAGGGGUCCUUCUGCCAGACCUUCAGAGCCGCCAAAGUCGCUCGGUGGAUCGCCGCAAGUUCUCCAAGCACCGCAAGGGGUGCCCUCUUUCCAACCAUUGUCCCAGUCGCCUGCUCCAGCUCCUGCCGCAGACGGCCUGCAGAGGCCAGAUGGCGUUGCGAGAGCACAUCAGUCUCCGGGCCCUCUGCCAGCGAGCCCGCAUAUGCCGCCGUCGCAGUCACAGUUGAAAUGGGAGCCGCCAUAUCAACCCUCUUCUGGCGCUCGGCCCCCGAUGAACUCGCCAUUACAACACGGCCCUAAUGUGUUUUCUCCCCCUCCGCAUAUGGUGGCUUCCCAACGGCCACCACCGAUCUCGUCUCCUUUGCAAGGGCAAACAAACAGGCCGUUGCCACAGCAGGUUUUGCACCCCCCUCAUACUCAUACGACGGGUCAAUUUGUGCCUCUUCAACCAACACCUGUUCGGCCCGCUAUAGACGCAACAAACAGGCAGCCACCGCCGGUUUCGAGCCCAGGGCCGAACAACACGGUGCAGUCCCCUUUCCAUCCUGGGCCAUACCACAACUAUCCCGUUCCGUCGUCCCCUCACCCAACUCAACCUCAGCAACAUGCUCCUAAAGCCCCUCAACAUGGCGCUGUCACACAUCCUCCUUCAGUACGGAGCCCGGCCGUUGCUUCGCCCGCCUCUACAUCAGGGAUUCAUCUGCCACGAUCUAAUCAAGGACUGGCGGCUCCUUCUCAACAACGACCACAAUCGCUGCCUCACUUGCAAGCGCCUUCGCCAUAUCCCCAAGCUACUCAUCCUCCUGCUGUACCCUCACCAGCUGGCCCCCAAAAUGGAGGAUACAGUUCCCCAUAUCACCCUCCCCGGCCUGCUCCAGUGGAACGUAUCCAUCCACGUGCGCCUGCGACAACGACGCCUGUUCCACCCGCUAGAUUCGGGCCUGCGCCGUCUGCCCCCCAGACGCCGGCUGUUAUGCAACAGCAGCCCUUCGUCAUUUCGGCUAAGAUGACAAAGUGGAAGACGGAAUCCACUCCUUCGACGCCGAAGGGUGGACUUGAAUUUCAGUUUGGGUGGGAUGAGAAGCCUAGUCCACAGACUGAACCAAUCAGUCCCGUUCUGGAACCGGCGCCCUUGCCAUCAGCCGCCCCCCACGAGUCACCAAAGAAAGCACCAGAGCAAUCGCAGGCUAAACAGACCCCGAGUUCCUCAGGUAAGCCCGGUAGAUCAAGGGUGCCUCAGUCAACCAGGGAUGCAACCUCUCCCUCUCCAGUGGCGUCCGGGUUAAGGAAUACAUCUGUCAAGGCUACCGAAGAGGUGGUGCUACCCAUAAAUGAGCCGGAUGUACCCAAGAUCAAGGAUGAGGCCAUGACGCCGCGCCCAACCACCGAGACUGGCGACACCGCAGCAGAUGAGAGUAUCUCCAACAGACCGAAUCCGGCACGCUCAACUAAGCGGAAACGAGACGAAUCUACGCCAGCCUCGGUCCAAUCCCCAAGGGGACGACAGCUGACAGAUGCAUCCCGUGAUGAUUCGAUGCCGCCUAAUAUGCCCAAUGUCGUCCUCUGGACCCGCUCUUUCCACAAGGUCAGCGGCUCUGCCAUGGAGUCGAUUGUCGGCCACCGGUCAGCCAACAUGUUUGCUGCCCCCAUCCGAGAGAAGGACGCACCGGGCUAUCAUAAGGUGAUCAAACAGCCCCAGGACCUGAAAACCAUCCGCAGUGCCAUCGCCCACGGGAACAAGGCCGCCGCGCAAGCAGCCGCUGCUUUGCCGGGGGGUGACCCAGGCGGUAGCUGCUGGCUCCCUCGGACAGAAGAGCUUGUCCCACCAAAGAGCAUCAUCAACUCUGGCCAGCUCGACCGCGAGCUCUCUCACAUUUUUGCCAACUGCAUCAUGUACAAUCCCGACCCGUGGCACGGACCAGGCCCGGCUUUCCUACCCCAGGAGGAUGAUUCUGAGGGACUGGAAGCUGGCGCGCACCAGGAUAAUGUCGUGGGGUACAAGGUGGACGAGUUUGGGAUCGUCAACGAUGCCCGCGCCAUGUUUAUCGAGGUCGAGCAGCAUGUUAGUGAGUUGCGCUCGGCGGAGAAGCGUAGUGCGCCCCCCGGUGGUGGACAUGCUGCGGGGGCGGAGGGUGUGUUUACUGGGACGAGCACAAGGCAGGCUAGCGUUGCGAUGCAACAUGGCGAUGGCGGUUCCAAGGAUGACGUGUCUGGUGCAGAGGAACAGGACGAGCAGACGGCGACCGAGACGGAGAAUAAUGACGGGAGAUCCAAGAGAAGGCGAACGGGGAGAGCCUAG